GAAGCGUGGGUGGGGGUUGGCGUGGGGGGAGAUUCUGAUGCAAUCGGCCCCGAAAGGAGAAGAGCAAGGCGAUUGCGGAAGGGGCAGCCACACCACUCUGCCUGAAGGUCGCCGGGAGCCUGCGCUCUCACCUUCCUCGGAAAUCCGCCACAACAAGCCUCCCCGCCCAGCCCUCGCUGACGCGGCUCACCUUCUGCCGUAGCAGGAUCCUCAGCCUUUUACAAGCCGCCGGCCGAGGCAGCCAGACCUUGACACAAAGGACAUAAAACGGCCGGGGGCGACAAUCCCGGAAGGGCGGACACCUUGACGCCUUUUUUUUUAAUCACUUUUCCUUUAUUUCUCGAGGUGUGUCAUAUUGUUGCUGCUAUCUACUUGUAAAUAUACUCGGAACACAAGAAUUUGGACCAAUUUGUUGAGUACAGAUACUUCCUAAACAUGAUGCAUUUCAAAAGCGGACUCGAAUUAACUGAAUUGCAAAACAUGACAGUGCCCGAGGAUGAUAACGUUAGCAAUGAUUCCAAUGAGUUCACCGAAGUAGAAAAUGGUCAGAUAAAUAGCAAGUUUAUUUCUGAUCGUGAAAGUAGAAGAAGUCUCACAAACAGCCAUUUGGAAAAAAAGAAAUGUGAUGAAUAUAUUCCAGGAACAACCUCCUUAGGCAUGUCUGUUUUUAACCUAAGCAACGCCAUUAUGGGCAGUGGGAUUUUGGGACUCGCCUUUGCCCUGGCAAACACGGGAAUCCUACUUUUUCUGGUACUUUUGACUUCAGUGACAUUGCUGUCUAUAUAUUCAAUAAACCUUCUAUUGAUCUGUUCAAAGGAAACAGGCUGCAUGGUUUAUGAAAAGCUGGGGGAACAAGUCUUUGGCACUACAGGAAAGCUAGUAAUCUUUGGAGCCACCUCUCUACAGAAUACUGGAGCAAUGCUGAGCUACCUCUUCAUAGUAAAAAAUGAACUACCCUCAGCCAUAAGGUUUCUGAUGGGAGAAGAAGACAAAUUUUCAGCCUGGUAUGUGGAUGGCCGCUUUCUGGUGGUAAUAGUUACCUUUGGAAUAAUUCUCCCUCUGUGUCUCUUGAAGAACUUAGGGUAUCUUGGCUAUACUAGUGGAUUUUCCUUGAGCUGUAUGGUUUUUUUCCUAAUAGUGGUUAUCUAUAAGAAAUUUCAAAUUUCCUUCACUGCUCCAGGGCUAAACUCAACAAUAAGUGCUAAUUCAACAAAUGCUGACAUGUAUACGCCAAAAUACAUUACCUUCAAUUCAAAGACCGUGUAUGCUUUACCAACCAUUGCAUUUGCAUUUGUCUGCCACCCCUCCAUUCUGCCAAUUUACAGUGAGCUGAAAGAUCGAUCACAGAAAAAAAUGCAGAUGGUUUCAAAUAUCUCCUUUUUUGCCAUGUUCAUUAUGUACUUCUUGACCGCCAUUUUUGGGUACUUGACAUUUUAUGAAGGUGUGCAUUCAGACCUCCUUCGCAACUACCACAGUGAAGAUGACAUCCUCAUCCUGACGGUACGGCUGGCUGUCAUCGUCGCUGUCAUCCUCACAGUGCCAGUGUUAUUUUUCACAGUUCGCUCAUCUUUAUUUGAACUGGCUAAGAAAACAAAGUUUAAUUUAUGUCGUCACAUCUUGGUUACCGUCAUACUCUUAGUUAUUAUCAACUUAUUGGUGAUCUUCAUACCAUCCAUGAAGGAUAUUUUUGGAGUCGUAGGGGUAACAUCAGCUAAUAUGCUCAUUUUCAUUCUUCCUUCAUCUCUUUACUUAAAAAUUACGAGCCAGGAUGGAGAUAAAGGAACUCAGAGAAUUUGGGCUGCCCUUUUCUUGGGCCUGGGGGUGUUGUUUUCUCUGGUCAGCAUUCCCUUGGUCAUCUAUGACUGGGCCUGCUCAUCAAGUAGUGACGAAGGCCACUGAAACCAGCUGAGAAAACAUUCCCGUCUGCUGCUCAGUCAAGUCACCACACAUCAGCAACCCCUCAUCACUUCUUUUGCAAGUUUACAGAAGCAAAUAGAAAUUCACAAGAUACUUAA
Messenger RNA from Loxodonta africana (African savanna elephant), 2015 nucleotides. It is a transcript of the gene SLC38A1, whose product is annotated as solute carrier family 38 member 1. Gene Ontology annotation, biological process: amino acid transmembrane transport; L-glutamine transport. NCBI's taxonomy places the organism in Eukaryota, Metazoa, Chordata, Mammalia, Proboscidea, Elephantidae. Gene Ontology annotation, molecular function: L-glutamine transmembrane transporter activity. The coding region runs from base 436 to 1899 and encodes 487 amino acids. The transcript is spliced from 16 exons. The record is from RefSeq and is a predicted model, not a curated record. Gene Ontology annotation, cellular component: plasma membrane.